This is a messenger RNA of Ostertagia ostertagi, 633 nucleotides long. The record is from the annotation of a GenBank genome assembly. Lineage: Eukaryota; Metazoa; Nematoda; Chromadorea; Rhabditida; Trichostrongylidae.
AUGGGCGAGCGACGAGAUGUAAGGCUGAGUGACGGAACCCUUGUUACCCUUAAUGCAGGCAGCCGGCUUACCUAUCCUCAUGCAUUUAAGGGAGACGACCGGGCUGUGUCCCUGGAAGGAGAAGCUUUCUUUAAAGUAGCCAGAGAUGCAGCAAAGCCAUUCAUCAUCCAUACAGCUGCGUUGCAGACAACGGUGCUUGGGACCUCGUUCAAUAUCACCGCUUAUAAAGGCGAACCCAAUGUGGUGACCGUGCUUACCGGUAAGGUGAAAGUGGCGGGUAACAAGGGGGGCAAUGCGGUGGUAUUACAUCCGGGCCAGCAGGUGGGGGAGUCGGCAUCCGGGCAAUAUUUAACCGUUAAAAAAGUGGAAGCCGCCAAUUAUACCGCCUGGGAUAAAGGCACCAUCUACCUGGAUGGUAUCGGGCUGGAGGCGCUGGCCAGGCGACUGGAGCGUAAGUAUAAGGUACGCAUACAAAUAGCGCCAUCGCUUCAGGCAAACACCUGCCUCUUCAACGGAAAGCUGAUGGACGAUAAGCUGCAAAAUGUGCUGGAGCAUCUUCAUUUUAUAAGCAAGCUGGAAUAUAAGAUGGUCAAUGAUUCCACCGUUUUUAUCAACAAUGUUUCGUGUAACUGA